AUAGUUAACUGAAUGAAAAAUCUGCAUGUAAUUUCUAAGACUUGUCUGUGAUUUCUAAAAUCCCCCUGAACAUUAAAAAUAACCCGACUGUGGCGCCUGUACUACACCAAGCAAAAAGAUAACUGAGCGCGUGCAAAGUGCGCGUGCGUCCCAUCCAGGGCUCGUGCCGUUCAAGUGCUGUAGACAGACUCCUGCAUCACAAACAAAAAGACUGAACUGAACUGAACAGUGCUCUCUUUAAACAAAAAAAAACUAGUAUAUGCUUAGUGUUUAAAACAAAUUACAAUUUGUACCAACCAACGUGUAGAAGUUAAGCAGGAGCACAGAGUUUGUUUUUUACACUAAACAGUCCGGAUGUGAUGGACGUACGCUUUGGACAGGUGCCGCUCACCGUUACGCACAGGCAUGGAGGGGUGAACCAGCUUGGCGGUGUCUUCGUUAACGGGCGCCCGUUACCGCACGUGGUGAGACAGCGCAUCGUGGAGCUCGCUCAACGGGGCGUGCGGCCCUGUGAGAUCUCCCGCCGGCUGCGCGUGAGUCACGGCUGCGUCAGCAAAAUACUGACCAGAUACAAUGAAACAGGGAGCAUCAGACCAGGACUGAUUGGAGGCUCCAAGCCCAAAGUGGCCACUCCCAAAGUCGUGCAAACGAUCCUGCAUCUGAAACACACCAACCCCAGCAUGUUUGCGUGGGAGAUCCGAGACAGGCUGCUGCUGGAACGGGUGUGUGACGAUGAAAGUGUGCCCAGCAUCAGCUCCAUCAACAGGAUCAUCAGAAGCAAAGUCCAGUCUGAGUCUUACGAAGUCGUUGCCAGGGAAACAGCCUAUUCUCCCGAGUCCACCUAUUCCGUCUGUGGCAUUCUGGGAAUCAGGAAAUGCAGCAGUAAACAUAAGGAAGUCCCCGCGGCAGGACGUCCACCUCACCACCCCAGGCUUCUGUCCUCUCAGGCUGUAGGCUCUCUGCUCCUCCCAGCCUCCCCCUCACCUCAGCCUCUCAUUACAGGCCCACGUACAUCUCCAACCCUCCAUCACUGCAAGCCAUUAGAACAGGGCAUUGCACAGAUGAAAAUGUACACUUACAGCUGGGAUGACACACAUGCAUGUAUUUUAUCAUUCUACUAAUUAGAACAAGUGACAAUUGCAGCAUGGGGACGUAGGUAGGAAGAGAAAUAAAUGUGAGCUUGGACAGAAGCUGUUUUGUUUUCCAGGAGGAGACGUCUCCUACCACGAGCAGCCAUGUUCCUGUAGUGAUGCGUGGGGGUGGCCUGUCCCCUGCCUCACCCUUUACCAUGGCCCACCAGCUAAUCAUAAUCCAGACCUCUUG
Messenger RNA from Scatophagus argus, 1323 nucleotides. RefSeq names its product paired box protein Pax-5-like. Gene Ontology annotation, molecular function: RNA polymerase II cis-regulatory region sequence-specific DNA binding; DNA-binding transcription factor activity, RNA polymerase II-specific. The record is from RefSeq and is a predicted model, not a curated record. Gene Ontology annotation, biological process: anatomical structure development; regulation of transcription by RNA polymerase II. NCBI's taxonomy places the organism in Eukaryota, Metazoa, Chordata, Actinopteri, Scatophagidae. The transcript is spliced from 6 exons. Bases 360 to 1121 code for a protein of 253 amino acids.